GGGUUAAGACUUUUGAGGUAAUACGGCACCACAUAUGACUUAGGGUCUGUUCUCAUAUGCUAAACAAAGCUGAAUUGAAAACAAACGUAUGAGAAUAGACCCUUAAAUUGUACUACCUCCGCUUUUUUUUGUUGACACAUUUCUAUCAUCACGCUAGCCAAUGCAUGUUUUUAAUGCUUAAUAUCUCUAAUUAUCAACAUUGUAAAUUAUAAAAAAAUAGAUAUUAAUAAAAUAUACAUUAAGAAGAUUCAAACAAGAUCCUACAUGACUAUAUUUUAUUGUAUCUAUAAGUCACAAAAUCGAGUCAAAGUGUAAUGUGUGAAUAGUAUAAAAGUCAAACGAUGUCAACUAAAAAAAAAACGAAGGUAGUAUCUCUCCACAUCAAAUACUUUCAUGCCUAUCUAUACAACAAAAUACCAACAAUUAAACAACUAGGUAGCAUUAUGUUUAGAUUGCGUGUACAAGUAAUUACAGUAUUACUACAAGAUUCAUCAAUCCCUAUAUUCAAGCUUAAGUUUUACACAGAAAGCAAGGACAUUAGCCGUUAUUCCAUUUAUUAGCUUGUCCAUCAAACUAAAUACAAAGUACAAUUACUGAAUUACUCAACUAGCUACUCUAUAAGUUAAUCCCUUAAAACCCAUAUACUUGUAUAAUAUACUACCACUGUCUGCAGAAAAUUAAAAUAAGGAUACUUCAGUAUAGUACUACCAGUUACUACUAGAAUCCUACACUGCUAAUACGAGUAAAAUAAAAAUCAUAGUUUAAAACUUAAUUUUAUAUCUUUUAUUGACCAGCUAUUUCAACGGAAACCACCACCAUCAUUGAUAACAACACCUUGUAUGCAAACAAAGUCGUACUUUUCAACCCCAGUUUGCAUUAUAAAAAGGAACCCAUGCAUGGUCUUCUUUCACCAUUAUCCAUUCAUUGCUCCUUGCCAAAAUCAACCACAUUUUUAGCAAUCAUGCAAAUAUUUACAAUUUCUUUCCCCCUCAUUUCCAUUCUUAUCUUCACUAGUACAUUCUACUCAACAUUUGUAGAAUCCUGCAAUAACAUAGACAAAGAAGCAUUGCUCGAUUUCAAGCAUCACAUCACCAAUGACCCAUCAGGGCUACUCAAAACUUGGGUCUCCAAAACAGACUGCUGCACUUCUUGGGCAGGUGUGGACUGUGAUCAUGCCACGGGAAGGGUAGUUAAUGUCUCAGUGUCUGGUCUCCAAUCUGGGGACGACUUCAUCUUGGAUACCUCUAUGACAGGUACGCUCUCUCCAUUUCUUGGCAACCUUACCGUGCUCCAACUCCUUGAUCUUAGCAACAAUAAGGAGCUAAUUGGUCCCAUCCCACCUGAACUAGGCAAGUUGUCACAUCUGACCCUUCUUUUUCUAGACACAAAUAAGCUAAACGGUUCCAUACCCACUUCACUUGCAAACCUUCAUAGCCUACAAAAGCUAUACCUAAGUGACAAUAAACUCUUUGGCUCCAUACCCAACUCUAUGUUUCAAUCAAUGCCAUCCUUAUUGGAAUUGGGCUUAUCCGGAAAUCAGUUAUCCGGACCAAUGCCAGCAUCGAUUGAGAAUUUGCUUAAACUUACUAAGCUUGACCUUAAUACCAACAAUAUCUCUGGUAAGAUUCCAAUGGUAAUUGGCAAGCUAAAAACCCUUGCAUACAUAGAUAUGUCCUCGAAUGAUAUCAGAGGGAGUAUACCAGAUUCUAUUGGUGAACUUUCUCGGCUAAACCUUUUAUAUCUAAAUGAUAACAAACUUACAGGACCCAUUCCUUCAUCCAUAGGCCGACUUACUUCUUUGCAAUUUCUCAGGCUUUGGAAUAAUAAGUUGAGUGGUGUUUUACCAAAUUCCAUCGGGAAUCUUCCCCAAAUCCAGAGGAUGUACUUAGAUAACAAUAUGAUCACAGGAAAAUUGCCAUCAAGUUUAGGACAUCUUAGUAUGCUAACCGACAUGUCCUUUGCAAACAAUCACUUUGUAGGCCAAAUCCCAUCUACUUUUGGCAAUCUCAAGAACCUCACAUUACUGGAUUUGUCUGGAAAUCAGCUUGUUGGCCCCCUGCCGCCACAACUUGCUCAACUACAGCUGUUACAGACACUUACCUUGUCUUUCAAUCCACUAAGGCUGGUGACAAUACCCAGUUGGAUCUCCAAGUUAAACCUCUUUCAGCUAAAUUUAGCUGGGACAGGGCUCAAAGGGCAGCUUCCCCAGUGGCUAUCCUCCACACAGAUUACUUAUCUAGAUUUAUCUAGUAACGAGCUCACAGGGAAGUUGCCUUCAUGGAUAGGGAAUAUGAGUGGUUUAUGGUUCUUUAAUAUAUCCAACAAUGGAUUCUACUCUGUCAUUCCAGUAGAAUUUAAGAAGCUCUCGAGCCUCCAGAACCUUGAUCUUCACUCAAACAAGUUCUCUGGGCCAUUACAAAUAAUUCUCACACAAGGGUCUUACACCAAUAUCGAUGUGUCUGGUAACAUGUUCACAGGCCCACUCGAUAUAAACAUAGGUAAUAAGCCCACCAUGAACUCUAUCACUUCCUUAAUCUUAUCGAAUAACCCAUUAGGAGGAUCCAUACCAAAGUCGAUAGGGAUAUUAACUCGACUCCAAGUUCUAAAAAUGGUGGAUAAUCAUCUAUCAGGAAGAAUACCCGAAGAACUUGAGAAUGCCAAGGAAUUGACAACGAUUAUGUUGUCAAGGAAUAGCUUAAGUGGAAGUAUUCCAAGCAAUUUGUUGAAUCUGAGGAGCCUGCAAGUAUUUGAUGUGUCGAAAAAUAAACUAAGCGGGGCGAUUCCUCCGCACAAGACUAACAUUCCUGCCUCUGCAUUUUCAGAUAAUGCAGGGCUUUGUGGAGCUCCGCUUCAGUCUUGUAAGCAUUGAUACUUGAUUGUGGUCCUUUUGUCAAUCAAGUAUUUACAUUUCAUUUAGUGUUUUUUUUUUUUUUUAUUUAAAAAAAAAUUGUUAUAAUCAAGUUUAUGUAGAUGUAAUUUUCAAAUGUAUCUUUUUAUUUUUCAAAAUUUCCAACCACAAUACAAAGUGAUUAUCCAUUUAAGAGCAAAGAACUGUAAGGCUAAUGAAAUUAGGACAUAGGAGCUAUUAGUAAUGUUUAUUUGCAGGUCAAAACGUCUUGCCAUAUAUGAAUUCAUAAUCUGUCUACAAAAAGCUGUUAAUAAUACAGAUUAUAUUGAUCCAUGGCUAAUACUUGAAUACCUUAUAUCCAAAUGUUAACCUUAUGUCCUAUCAAAUUCGAUGAUAGGACUGUCUUGAUCUCACAUGUUAUAGACCAUUAUUCAACUCUUAUAAUUAACCUUACCAUAUAUUCAAUCCAAAUUGACUUAAUCUGCUCGACUGAAUUGCAAUCGACUAUUGUUUUAGUGAUUACUGUAUUCUCUCAGCUUGUGCUACACUUAGGAUUGGCUUCAUUUAGGACAAGUCCAGAUCCUAUUUAUUACUGGAAGGAGAGUAGAUUCAAUGAUUCAUUCCUUUCCUUAUCAACCUUACCUAUCUUCAACUCCCUCGAUCUUAGCAAAAACAAGAAGCUAAGUGGUCUUCUUCUGCCUGAAUUAGGCAAAUUAUCAAUUUAAAUUUCCUCGAAAUAAAUCAGCUAAAAGGUUCGGUACCCACAACUCUAAGUCAGCUGAUCAGCUCCAUGAGCUUAAAAGGUUAUACCUUAGUGACAAUGCCUCUCUUCGACACCAUACCCAGCUCUAGUUUUUAUCAAUAACACCUCUAUCAGAAUUGGGUAUCCUAAUUCUAUUGUAAUAAUCAUCAUAUCAGUACGCUUGACUUAGCAAGGGUUUGAAAUCCUUAGAAUUCAAAUUUUGCAAAUAACAAAUUACGGAGUACAAUAUUUAGAUUUUACAGCAAAGGGAAAACGAACAUUAAAAGUAAAA
Chenopodium quinoa (quinoa) is the source of this 3882-nucleotide messenger RNA. Its product is annotated as probable LRR receptor-like serine/threonine-protein kinase At1g34110. NCBI's taxonomy places the organism in Eukaryota, Viridiplantae, Streptophyta, Magnoliopsida, Caryophyllales, Amaranthaceae. The transcript has a single exon. Gene Ontology annotation, molecular function: protein binding. The record is from RefSeq and is a predicted model, not a curated record. The coding region runs from base 893 to 2869 and encodes 658 amino acids.